AUGAUCGGAUCGAUUGUUCUCGCUCUGAUUCUGUUCUGUCAAUCGAUCAACCACGGGGGAUGCCUCCAGGCGAGCGACCCUCGCGUAAACAGCACAAGCGGCGAAAUCUCACAGCGCAGGCUGAAAAGGAGUCUCACUUUUCCCAAUCCAUCCACGCUCCUGCUAAUUUUUGGUCUGGGCACUCCGCUACAGCUGGAUCGCGAGAGCAUAAUCGUGGGUGUGUUUGCAAAAAUGCAGUAUACUUUGCCAACCAACGCUACAGAUUUCACGGAGCCGGGAGUGUAUUACACGAGAGCCGGCAGUAGAAGCAGGUGGAGCUUUUACAAGAUGUUCGAAAAGAUGAUGGCCAUAUAUGGCUUUGGCGGCAAAGAGUGUUUACUGAGAGCCAUUUGCGAGGUCGCUUACGUUCCAUUUGACGUCCAUCAUGGUUUGCUGGGACAGUUGGUGCAGACUUUCCUCAGGUAA
This is a messenger RNA of Linepithema humile (Argentine ant), 465 nucleotides long. The record is from RefSeq and is a predicted model, not a curated record. Lineage: Eukaryota; Metazoa; Arthropoda; Insecta; Hymenoptera; Formicidae.